AUGGGAGGCGAUCUCAAUACCAAGAAAAGCUGGCAUCCGCAUUUGCGCAAAAAUCAAGAGAGGGUAUGGAAAGAGGAGAAGGCGGCUCUCGAGGAGCGCAAACAGAUCGAAAAGCUUCGCAAGGAGCGCGAGGAAGAGCGACAAAUCGAGGAACUGCAGAAGCUGCAAGAGUCUGCGGGCGGAAGGGUCGCACAAAAGCGCGUUGACUGGAUGUACGGUGGACCCGGCGGCGACGGCGCUGGAGUCACCGAAGAGCGUGAGGGCUACCUACUCGGCAAGCGCAGGAUCGACGGCCUGUUGAAGGGCGACACACAGAACUUACAGAAGGGCGCUACUGUCGGCAUCGACGCGCUCAGCAACGCGAACGCUAACUCAGCGAGAGACACACAGAAGAAGGUGUUGGAGGAUCCGCUGCUUAUGAUUCAAAAGCAGAAGAUGGAGAUGCAGCUCAAGAUGGCGAGGGAUGCACAGAAGCAGCAGAAGUACGAGGAGAAGCGGGCAAAGGAGAAGGAGCGCGAGAGGAAGCACAAGCAUCGACAUCACCACAGCCGACGAGAUCGGUCGCGGUCACCAUCCGAUGACUACGACUCUCGAGAUAGGAGAGAUCGUCGGCAUCGACGAGAGGAUCGAUAUGAGCGAGAUGGCCGGGACGACCGGGACGACUACCGCCGAAGAUCGCGCUCGCGCUCCCCUUACCGAAAAAACCAUCACGAUGAGCAACGGCCUCGGCCCCCCUCGGAUGAGGACCGGCAGCGUCGCCCUCGCUCACCUCCAACCGAGGACAAGGCCGAAGCUAAGGAGAGCGCGGCUGAGCGUCUCGCUAGGAUGCAAGCGGAUGCUUCAUCUCUGGAGGAGCAGCGCAUCCAGCGCGUCCGUCUGCGGGAGGCUGAGGAUGCAGUGGAGGAAGAGAAGCACAAGAAGAACAAGGAUGGCGGCCACCGGUUCAUCUCCAGCGUCCGCGGCAAGGCUGCCAACAUGGAUCUAGGCGAUGCGAUUGCAAGAGGCCGACAGGGUUUCAGGAGGCAGGUGGAUGUCUGA
Molecule: messenger RNA, 1038 nt
Organism: Trematosphaeria pertusa
Lineage: Eukaryota; Fungi; Ascomycota; Dothideomycetes; Pleosporales; Trematosphaeriaceae
Exons: 2
Coding region: 1-1038 (345 amino acids)
Biological process (GO): mRNA splicing, via spliceosome
Cellular component (GO): U2-type spliceosomal complex
Source: RefSeq, a predicted model, not a curated record